Prorocentrum cordatum is the source of this 198-nucleotide messenger RNA. Lineage: Eukaryota; Dinophyceae; Prorocentrales; Prorocentraceae. The record is from the annotation of a GenBank genome assembly.
GAGACGGCGCCGUGCGACGGCAUCUCCUGCAGCGUCUGCUCGAGGAGCCUCGCCGAGGGCGAAGGCCUUUGGGGCUGCGACCUCUGCGCCUGGUGCAUGUGCGAGGCGUGCAGCGCCGAGGCCGCCGCCAAGGCGGAGGCCGCCGCGGCCUCGGCGGAGGCCGCCGAGGCGGAGGGGUCGGCCGCCAGGGCCCCCGAG